This is a messenger RNA of Lymnaea stagnalis (great pond snail), 1839 nucleotides long. NCBI's taxonomy places the organism in Eukaryota, Metazoa, Mollusca, Gastropoda, Lymnaeidae. The record is from the annotation of a GenBank genome assembly.
CAACAAGCGGAGAUGGUGCGGUCAAGGGUUUGUCCAAACAUCAUGCAAGAUCUUAGAUCAAAGCUAAAAUCCUCUUUGAUGUCUGGAAAGGUCAUCCAAGUUUGUGGGCCGCCUAUGGCGGGAAAGUCAAAUUUAGUGGAUCAGGUAACUGCCGUGGUUCUAGACACGUUGAUUUUUAGGGUUCAACAGGUAUACAAACACAGGUGUACAUUGUACACACACAGGGGUCAAACACAGGGGUCAAACACAGGUAUGCAAACGCAGGGGUCAAACACAAGUGGGGAACCAGUGGUGUGCAUACACAGCAAACAUGUACAAACACAGGUGUACGAACACGUGUGUACAAACACAGGUAUGCACAAACAGGUGUACAAACAAAAGAAUGCAAAUGCAGGUAAAUGCAGCGAUUUUACCUUGGUUGUGUUUGCAGUAAGACAAGUUUAGUCAAAUCUAUGACAUUUUAUUUCUUAUCUUAUUCUAAUGAAAUUAUUAUAUGACUGUUAUAUUAUUUCCUCCCCAUCCCCUCUCCAUUUCCUGUCCAUUUCCUCUCUAUAACGAGACGUCAUUUAAGUAAGUCCGUACUUAUUUUUUUUUUUUGCUAUAUCCAUUUUUGUUGUUUUAUCAAAUGUUUGAACCAAAAAAUUUAUUUUACCAGUUUAAUGCCAUUGGAUUGUCUUUCAAAUUGUUCAAAAAAUUCAUAGUCUUUUAUAUUUGUUUUAAAUUUCAAAAUUAUAUCCAAGGUUAUCCAAGAAUUGCAAACGACACAGCCCAAUGGUCAUCUCGAUGGCCUUAUUUACCAUUCGUUUAGCUGUAAGCGACUGUCGAGACUGGAUGCCGUCCUCGAAAAAGUGAUCACAACUCUACAGCCGAGUGGGACUUGGUCUCCUCAAGCAUCCACUGAAACACGUGUGUUGUAUGAAGUCCAGAAAUGCCUGGUUCGUUUUAGCACAUACCAUCAUGUUUUCGGCUUCCAUAAGUGUGAGAGCUUGAGGAGCUCUGGAGCUGAUCUUGAAUUUGUGUCGUUUUUGUCGAAGUUGGACAAACUUGGGUGGUCGGAGAAUGUCGCAUGCAGUGUCGUGUUCACAACCUAUAAAAAGUUCUCCAACUCAGGUUUAAGCACGGAGAUGGUCCAGGUUGGUUUCUUGACGGACCCUAUUGACAUCAAGUCCCUACUGGAGCUCCACGCCCCUGGAGUUGACGUCAUAGAUUACAUAGGGAUCUGUCAAAAGUUAUUGUGUGUUCCGGAAGCCGUGAUUAGAUUUGCGGAGGAAUAUCUGGUAGAUGACGUCACCAGAUGUAGUCCUCAACAGUUAGAGAAGCGUGUUUGCGUGGACACAGAGUUUCUGUCUAUGAUAUUUGAGAAGAGAGUUACCGAUGUAGCCGGCUGGCUGUCUAAGUCUGACCUAGAACUCCUCGUCUACUUCGGCAAUUCUAUUAAUAGCACUUUUACUGAACGUAAGUGUAUUUAUAGUUGUUUUUCAUUUUGAGGGAACCUAAAUUAAAAAUUAUGUAUAAAAUAUAUCCCAUUAUAUAUCCAUUUACAUAUUUAAUAAAUUACCCAUCACAUUGUUUUUUUUUUAAACGUAUGAUGAAAUUUUAAAAAUUAUUUUUUAAAACUUUCUUCGUUUAGAAAAUCUGAUCGAGUUUCUAAGACGUCAAAUAAGUGUGUACCACUUUGACCAAUGGGUCGCCCUGUUACUUCGACGUCUGCGCGAGAACCACGUGCUACGACCUGUUCCGGGAAAACGAUUAGCUGUCCACCCGCUGCUGGUGUACUACGUCAUGACGUGUCGUAGUGUGAGCGGAAGGACAAUAAAUGACAACUCUUGUAACAGGUAG